AGUUUCGCACAACAAUAACAAGUCAUAGCAAACAGUGGAUUGGUACGGGCAGCAUUCCAGAAAAGAGCAACCCGACAAAAGUCCUCCCAUAUGGCCUUCCGUGGCCUUCCGUAAUUGCUUUGCGGGAUGGUGUGUUGCGUUUGAGUGCUUCCGGCUCCCCAGUGCAGGAAGUGUGCCCCAUUGCCAGACAGUCUCGCGCUCUAUCAACCAACCCCCAGUGCAAACGUACACACUCCAUCAUCGUCCCGGGAUCAGCACGCCCCUGCCGUAGCGCGGAACCCGUUUCAGCAUAAUUACAUCGUCAAUCAGGUGGCAUUCCUCGGCCGAACGACGACGUGUUGUGCAAUCGACUCGAGCUGGUUCCAACCCGCCUAACCGGCGAUGUGAUGUGGCACCGUUUUUCGGAACUCUCCUCUUCGUCGCUUUAGUUGUACACAUACACACCCAGCAUCCACAGUACCACAGGGAAGAUCGCACGAUGGAUAAGGUGGAAAAGAUAUUCUCCAUCAAAACGCCCCGCAUCAAGCAGAAGGAUCUGAAGUGCCGCAACGGGUGCGGAUUUUAUGGCAACGCGCAAUGGAACGGCCUGUGCUCGAAGUGUUAUCGCGAGCGGUCCCUCAAGGAACGGCAUACGAAGCCAUUUCGACUGUCCAAGAGUGAUCAGCAGCAAAAGUCCGGCGCGGAUCAGGCGUCCGCUUCCCAUAGUCAGUCGGUGCCGCAACAACAACAGCAACACUCCCACCAACAGCAAUCGUUGCACUCGAAAUUGAUCCCGAAGCUAUCGGGUGAGCGGGACGAGAAGAAGAAAAAGUUGAAUUUGAUAGACUUUAUUAAAAAAUCGACCCCCGGGAGAGAUUCAGAAAAAUCGCGCCAUCACAGCAGGCAACCGAUCGAGAAGCUCGAGCAGGAGUACGUGGACGCGCUGAAGGCACUCAAGAUCGAGGAGGCGGCCAAACAGGAGCUGAAAUACUUCAUACACAUGCUCGACCAGCAGAUACGCAAAAAGUAUGCGGCGGUCAGCGUGGACGAGCUGUCCGAGCUGGUGCAGAACGGGUACAGCAAGUUCCGCGACUACAUGCAUAUGGAAAACUCCAAGUUUGCCGGCGCGACGGAGGAAAUGCGCGAGCAGGUGCUCGACUUUUUCGAGCGCUGCAUCAUGACGAAGAACCACAAGUAUCUGUUCUCGCCGCCGUCCACCGACGACGAGGACAACGAUUCGUACAUUCACAAGCGCAUCCGGCAGCUGAACUGGAUCACGGCCGAGCAUCUGAUGUGCAGCAUCGACGAGGUGAACUCGGAGGUGCGGGAGCUCGCGUACACCGCCAUCACCGAGCUGGCAUCGGUGGAUUCGUUCCUGUCGCCGCAGGAAAAGCUCGACUGCAUCGUGCGCUGCUGCCGGCAUAUCUUUAGCUUCCUGAAGAAAUCGGUCCAAGGGCCGGCCAGUGCGGACGACUUUCUGCCGGCGCUGAUCUUCGUGGUGCUGAAAUCGAACCCGGUGCGACUGCACAGCAAUAUUAACUUUAUUACUCGGUUCAGCAACGCUUCGCGGCUGAUGAGUGGCGAGGGCGGCUACUGUUUCACCAAUUUGUGUUGUGCAAUUUCGUUCAUCGAGAACAUUUCGGCCGAGUCGCUCUCGUUGACGCAGGCCGAGUUUGAUAGUUUCAUGUCGGGCGAGCACGAGGGCACGUCGGCGUGGGAAAGUGCACUGAUCGCAUGCGAAAGCUUGCACCAGAUAUCGGAAAACAUGAAGGUGAUGAAAACGAUUGCGGCGAAAAAGGAGGUGCUGUAUAGCGGAAUCAUUGCGCUGAACGAAGAGAUUGACACUUUUGGGCAAGAGAUUCGACAAACGGUAGCGGAGGUGCUUGACCGCACGCCGCUCGUGCUAUUGCCCUGCAAAACGCCGGCUCGCGUUGUGGCCAUGCGACAGCAGUACCUGUCGUCCUCGGUCGGAGCCGGCUACGUUGACCCUGACUCGGUACAGCCCGCGCUCGGUGGCGGCCAUUUUACCUCAAACUUGGUAGCAGCCAACAAAACGGUCAACAUUGAAGCUGCCAGCAGCAAACCAAAGACGGUGGUGGUCGGUACCGCAUCCAACCAUCAGCCUCCGGCGUCCGGUAGCAGCGCGGCCGGCGAGGUAGAACAGCUGGUGCAAAGUCUGUCCAACACGCUGACGACGCCGCUGGUGUCGGUCGAUGCUGGGCCGUCGGAAACGGUCGCCCCAUCGUCACCGUUCUACGGUACGAUGAGUGCGAGCAAUUCGGCCGACCUGCUGUCGGCCUCGCCCUCGUUUGACUACAACAACAUCUUCGAUGCGCAAUCGCUGGACGGGCUGGCCACGCCGGACGAUCUGGCGACGGAUUUCAUCCGCGGCAUACGCAACAUCAACUACGACUUUGACUUUUCCGACCACAGCGGGGAGAACAGCACGGCGGAGGACUUUGACCCGCGGGCCACGUUUAAACCGGUCCCGGCCGUACCGACGGAACCGACGAAACCGCCGAUCACACCGUUCGAUCUGGAAGAGUUUGAUCCGCUUCUGCAGAAGGACGGGGCCGGAUCGACUGGUCAGCGUCCGGCGGAACCGUUGCUGCCGCUACCGUUACAGCCAUCGACGGUAGUGGCGAGUGGGGGUGCCGGUACCGGCGGUGGCAGUCUGCUGGAUGAUUCUCCCGGUUCGCUGAUGCUGGAGUCACCGCUGAAACCGACCGUCGCCGACUUUCAUGGGUUAUCGCUGCACGGGUGCAACAUUCCGACGAUAACGUGCGCGACCGGCGUUUUACAUCCUCCACCGGCUGGCGGUGGUGGGAGCGGUGGGAGUGGACAGAAUGGGCCAAAGGCUACGUCGAGCGGUCGGAACGCUAACAAUGACACUAGCUUAAUCUAAACCGGUGCAAACGAAGGGGACGUUGGCGUUGAUAGUGACUUGUUAUUGUAUAUUGUUUGCAACAGUGCGGGAGCACAGUGGACGGUUAAGAUAAAAAUGGAACAAAAAUUGUUUGUUAUUUGUUUAGUACAAGAAGAAGAAGGAGAAUAAAAAAAUAAACACACUUAUUUGCUAAUUCAAUCGAA
Molecule: messenger RNA, 3069 nt
Organism: Anopheles merus
Lineage: Eukaryota; Metazoa; Arthropoda; Insecta; Diptera; Culicidae
Gene: Rabex-5
Product: rab5 GDP/GTP exchange factor
Exons: 5
Coding region: 479-2884 (801 amino acids)
Biological process (GO): vesicle-mediated transport
Cellular component (GO): cytosol; endocytic vesicle
Molecular function (GO): guanyl-nucleotide exchange factor activity; zinc ion binding; small GTPase binding
Source: RefSeq, a predicted model, not a curated record